This is a messenger RNA of Anopheles stephensi (Asian malaria mosquito), 1624 nucleotides long. RefSeq names its product C-type lectin domain family 4 member F-like. Gene Ontology annotation, biological process: biological process involved in interspecies interaction between organisms. Gene Ontology annotation, molecular function: carbohydrate binding. The transcript is spliced from 4 exons. Lineage: Eukaryota; Metazoa; Arthropoda; Insecta; Diptera; Culicidae. Gene Ontology annotation, cellular component: external side of plasma membrane. The record is from RefSeq and is a predicted model, not a curated record. The coding region runs from base 75 to 890 and encodes 271 amino acids.
AGUAGUAGUAGUAGGGGGAGGUCCACCGGCUCUCGCAUGCAGCGCGUCUUUGGCGUCUUUUUUCGAGCGCGUGCAUGUUUAGUUGCGGUUUGGCAGUCGUUGAUCACAAAGCUCGCGUUCGCUGUCGUGCGUCUCGAUCUUCUCGCGUGUGUGAGAGUGUGUGUGUUUCCCGUGCGUGCUGGAGCUUUAAAGUGCAUCCAAAGUCUUGUGGAUUGCUCGCUCGAAAAGUGGAUUAUUUGUGCUUUAUUAAAGUGCAAACCCGUUUAAGCUUACUGCAUAAAUACCAAAGCGCCAUCAUGCAACCACAAAAGCUUGUGCUCGAUUGUGUCCGAUGGAACCGGAUGGGAUUCGUCCUGGCCGUGUUGGUCGUGCUGCUCAGUGAAAGUGUAAUCCAGUGUGCAACGCCAAAGGCUCUCGCGGGCAACUCACACGGUACCAAUUGUCCGAAUUGCGUUGAAGAAUCUACUGCCCCACCACGAUGGACUAUGCCGUUGCUGAAGCUGGGAGAGAAGCGUUACUACCUCAGCAUCUUCUUCAAGGCUAACUGGUUCAAAGCGCUGCAGUACUGUCGGUUCCAUGGAAUGCAACUUGCCAGCAUACAGACACAGGAAGAGAACGAUCGGUUGGAGAAAUACGUUAAAGAUUAUGGUCUCGCAACGGAACACUUCUGGACCUCGGGUACCGAUCUGGCCGAGGAGGGUAGUUUCUUCUGGGUGUCGAACGGACGGCCACUUUCCUUCACGAACUGGAACGCCGGUGAACCGAACAACUUCCGCUACGAAAACGGCGAGGAGGAACACUGCCUUGAGCUGUGGAACCGUGAUGGCAAGGGGCUGAAGUGGAACGAUACACCCUGCAGCUUCGAAACGUACUUCAUCUGCGAGGUUUAAACAAACCCGGGACUGACUUUGUGUGCCUUUUCCACCCAUAUCCAGCUGCGAGAAGUAAACGGGGAAAUGAUCAUACCGCCGGGUCUUUGUCGUUGAAUCCUUCAAGUAAUCUCUCAUACUCAACCGCUAUUGUUCGAAUGGCUGGCCUCCCAUUUCCGGGACCCGGCCUUUUGCUGUAUGUGUUCAAAUGAAAGUGUGUCAUUACAAAAAACCCCCGCGAGCAAGUGAGCCGAUGUCUGAUGGAUGUUCGAAUGACAUUCCGGGGGAUGAUCGUCUUACUCGCUGCUAGCUUCUCACCUCGGUGUCGCUCCUCCUCUAUACUCUAUCGUGUAGUAUUUAUAUAGCUGAUAUAUACGAGCUCGAUGCAAUUAUCACGAGGGCCGUACGGAACAAAGUGUAGUUUAUUUAAGUAAGCUCUUGCACAUUUUUCUUCCUUUCGGAUCAAAUUCGAGCGUUUUAUACGCACUUUUAUCAUUCUUUUUUCCGAUUUUGGCUUUUGCUAAGAUUUGGUUUCUUCUUCUUCUUGUCUCAUCAACCUUGUAUCAUUUUUAUCUCGCGAUAGGUCUCCUUUAUCCUUUUGUCCCGUUUUUUCCCACGGCAUCGUGUUCGUUUAGACGUUUGUGUUUUUCGCUCUCCCUCACGUGUUUAAGUGUAUGUACAUAAGGUUUCGCAUUACUGGCCAGAAAUGUGUAGUGUAAUUGAUAAAUAAUAAAAAACAACAUAUUUGCCAAAUA